Molecule: messenger RNA, 1215 nt
Organism: Penicillium vulpinum
Lineage: Eukaryota; Fungi; Ascomycota; Eurotiomycetes; Eurotiales; Aspergillaceae
Product: TauD/TfdA family dioxygenase
Exons: 4
Coding region: 1-1215 (404 amino acids)
Molecular function (GO): oxidoreductase activity
Source: RefSeq, a predicted model, not a curated record
AUGCCUGAGCCAACAAGUCUAACAUUUGACCUUCUCCCUGAUGAGAUCAGGCAAAGCUCCGCCAUUGGUGCAGAAGUCCAACUACCUCCUGGAAUGCCCAUACUGGAUUUAGACCGUUUAACCGACAACGACAAAGAUACUCUCCGAAAAGCACUUUUUGAGAAUCAAGUGAUUGUUAUCAGAAAGCAGAAAGGAAUUGAUCCUACUGUCUUGCCGAAGCUCGCAAAGGUUUUCGAUCCUAAUGCAUCCGACGUCCAUUCCGCAGGAGAGAAAGCUGUGAGCGACCCCAAGAACAUCUUGUCUGCAUACAAGGCAGGAAGAAUCCCUCGAGCCCCCCAAGUUGGAAUCAUUGGCUCAGGGAAAUUCCAAGAUUAUGAGGGUCUAAAGGAGCUAGAGGUGGUGCAUCUUGAUCACACAUUGUUCCAUGAGGAGCCCCUCAGUCAAGAGGAAUUAGACGAUGGCUACACCCGCCCAUACCGGUGGCACAUGGAUACCCCAUUCUAUGAGCGUCUGCCAGGUGAAGUCACUAUUUUGCACUCAAUUCGCAUUCCCAAUGUACCAGAUCAGAAGAUCAAAUUCCCUGAUGGAAAAGAGAAAAUAGUCGGCGCUGGAGCCACGGCUUUCUUUUCUGGCGCUCGUGUAUUUUCCCUGUUGACACCAGAGGAACAAGAGUUCGCUCUCAACACCACAGUCACAUAUGCUCCUCAAGCAUAUGAGUAUAUCCGCCAAUGCAAAUCGUCUGAAAACGGUCUGACGAUCCCAAACUUUGGACGGGAGGUACCAGUGGAAAACUUGUCAGAGUGGGAAUGGGGCAAAGUUGCCGAGCACCCAAUGGUCUGGCGAAACCCGCUCAAUCCCGACCGACCAUUCUUCCAGGUACAUGGUUGUUGCGUUUACAAGCUCAUCACGCGGAACCCAGCAACGGGUGAGAUCACGGUAAUUGAUGACGUCGAGAAAGUCCGAGAAGUGGUGUACAAGAUGCAGAGUAAGAUAUAUGCUGCUGAGAACAUCUAUGCCCACCAUUGGCAAGAGGGUGAUGUGGUCAUUUUCCACAACCGCGGUGUCAUGCACAGUAUUACUGGCCAAUUAUCCAAGUACAAAGAAGAAGAGGACAAGAGGAGGUUGCUCUGGCAAUGCACAAUGACAAGCACAACUCCCCCCAAGCCCUUCCGGGAUUACGAGGGAGUCAACGACACGGGGUAUGUGAGGGAAUAA